Cephus cinctus (wheat stem sawfly) is the source of this 641-nucleotide messenger RNA. RefSeq lists its product as uncharacterized. Bases 150 to 497 code for a protein of 115 amino acids. The transcript is spliced from 3 exons. The record is from RefSeq and is a predicted model, not a curated record. NCBI's taxonomy places the organism in Eukaryota, Metazoa, Arthropoda, Insecta, Hymenoptera, Cephidae.
CUACAGACUGUUGCCACGCGAACGGAAACCAAUCAAAUUAACGGUUUCCGGUUUACAGUUCUUCCAUCUCUGGUAAUUGUUCCUAAUAAAGAACUAAAGCCGAAUACCUGGAGAAGAAGUUUCUCUCUCUCUGAGACCUCGAUCAUUAAAUGGAGCUUGAAGAACAAUGCGAGAAUGCAGUUUUUGAAGUGUGCGAUGCCAGAGAACGAUAUCCUUCUAAAUGUGCCCAAGAACUUGCUAAAUGCAUUGAACUCGAAACUGAAAUAAAUACUGGAACUAUUAAUCUAAAAUCUACAAAACCUCUUAAUGUAUUGAAGCUGUCAAAAGCACAGGAUGACAGACAUCGUGCAGUUAAUGUUGAAUGGAAAACUUAUAGCUGUCAGCAAAUACAAGAUGAAAAGCUACAAAAACUGUUAGAAAAAAUGAAUAAUCUUAAGGCUGUUUUGGAACAAAUCGAGAAAGACAAGUUUAGUGAAAUAAACAGGUUAAUUAAGUAACUUCCUUACAAUUGUGCUUAUACAUAUUUUCUUUUUUUGUAAAUGUGUUAUUAUCUCUUCAUCAAAAUAAAUACUCCUAAUUCCUUACUAUAACUUAUUGAGACUAGUUUAAAAGUAAAACUGACAAAAUUAUGAUGUAAUAUA